UCAGAGUCCACAUAGUUAUAUAUUGAAUUCCGGCCCGAAAAUAGUACACAUCAAAUGGAAGGAACAGCUACAUGCACUGUGUGCAAGAAAGUUUAUCGAAUGCCAAAGCUCUCGGAAACAAUUCAUUGCACAGAAUGCAAUGCCGUUACAAGAAUAACAAGAUCGUCAAAUGGAAGCGGCCUAGGACAUCAUUUCAUAGAGUCAGUACUAAAUUCAAAGCCUAAUCUUCUGCCAUCUAGAAAUUCUGGUAAAAAUCAUCAGGGACGUCAGAAGAAUAAGCAGCAAUCAAGCAGUAGUUCUUCUAGUAACACUGCAAGCCCAAGUACUGGCGAUUCUUCUUCCCUAUAUAUUAAGCCAUCUCCUGCAGUACUUGCUUCUGCAGAGGCCAUAUCCGGAAGGAAGCGAGCACUUCUUUGUGGAGUCACUUACAGGAACAAGAAUUACAGCCUCAGCGGAACUAUCAAUGAUGUGAGAAGCAUAAAAAGCUUGUUGAUUCAGCGCUUUGGUUAUCCUGGGGAGUGUAUUCGCGUCCUCACAGAAGAGGAGAACGGAAAUGAUUUAACUACUCCAACGAGGAAGAAUAUAGAAGACUCCUUAAAAUGGCUUGUGGAGGGUGCAGAGUCUGGAGACUCAUUGGUGUUCUUCUUCUCUGGACAUGGCUUACGACAACCUGAUUUCAAAAACGAUGAGCUUGAUGGGUUUGAUGAAACUAUCUGUCCGGUUGAUUUUAUAGAACAAGGUAUGAUCGUAGACAACGACAUAAAUUCCACCAUUGUACGUCCGCUAAAGGAGGGUGUCACGCUUCAUGCAAUUGUGGAUGCUUGUCAUAGUGGAACCGUUCUUGAUUUAGAGUACACAUACGACCUACAAAAUAAGGGUUGGAAAGACAACAAACCUCCGUCAAAAGCAGAAAAAGGUACAAGCGGAGGAUUGGCAAUUUGUCUGAGUGCUUGUGAAGAUGAUCAGAUGGCUGCCGAUACCAAUGCUUUGACGUCCAAAAAGGAAAUGAAUGGAGCAAUGACUGCUAUUUUGUUCCGAAUGGUUGAGAAGGAUCCUGAAAUAACAUACGAAGUUUUACUCAACAAAAUGCAUGACUUUAUCCAACAGUUUAACAAUAAAAGAUUCCUGAUCAAUAAUAGGUUCUUACAGAGACUUUUUCAUCGCAGAAAAAUAGAGGAACCUGUGCUAUCAUCGUCUAGUAAUUUCGAGGUUUCCUCAAAGAAAUUCUUUCUGUAGGGAGUACUAUACAUAUAUAUAUAUAUAUAUAUGUAUAUUAUGCCUUGAUCAGUAACAAGUACGAGCGUCAGAGCAUACAUAGUUGCGGUGGUGCAUGUAGGCCGCAUGCAAAAGUCCAGUGAAUUAAGUCAUGAUUGGGUUUGGAUUUGCCUAAUUUAAUUUUUUUUUUUAAUAUUAUUUUAUCUUUAUGCAGCACACCGAACGAUAAAAUCGUUCUAAUUUCUUUCUUAUUUGUUUCCUUUCUAAUUAUUUGGAUUUAGCCUCUUUAUUUUGCAAGGUGUUGCCU
Messenger RNA from Juglans microcarpa x Juglans regia, 1522 nucleotides. Its product is annotated as metacaspase-3-like. The record is from RefSeq and is a predicted model, not a curated record. Gene Ontology annotation, biological process: proteolysis. The coding region runs from base 55 to 1236 and encodes 393 amino acids. Gene Ontology annotation, molecular function: cysteine-type endopeptidase activity. NCBI's taxonomy places the organism in Eukaryota, Viridiplantae, Streptophyta, Magnoliopsida, Fagales, Juglandaceae. The transcript has 5 exons.